GUGAAAGAUUUUUAUGAUUAUUGUAAAGUUGUUAAAUAAAUCAUCAAAUUUAGUAAUUGUAAACUCAAAAACCCACAUGUAUCAGCUUAUACUUUCAACUAAAGGAAUUUUGAAAUAUCAAGUGCAGUCAACUGUUUCUAUACCAACGCACUAAUCGAAUGCGCAUAAUAAUUUGUACACCCUCAUUAAGAUGAAACCUAGGUGGUUCCAACUUGUAUCACAUAUCGGCCAAUUCAAAACUCUAAAUCCCGACUAUUCAUUUCCUUUAAAUUUCACACAAAAAGCCGAAAUACUAAAUAAAUCUCAUAAAAAAAUGUCUCAACAAGUAAUUGAUCUCAACAAGCAACAUUUCGACAAGAUGGCUCUCGAUUGGGGAACCAAUCCAAUCUUUGCCGAGAUGAGUAGAAAAUUUGCAACUGGUAUUAUGGAAGAAUUGAGAAAACACCUCACGAAUCAAUCAUCAAUGCAAGUGAUGGAUUUUGGUUGCGGAACUGGAGCUCUUUCAUUGUAUCUAUUGAAUGAAUAUGGACAGAGUGUUGAAUGUUUGGAUGCAGUAGAUGUGAGUGAAGGCAUGUUGAAGCAAUUUGCUGAAAAGAAGGAAAAAUUGGUCGGAGAAGGCAUGUUGAAUGGUAACUUGUUGCAAAUUCAUAAUUUAAAUUUGACCACGGAUGAUCAUGCACUGAUUGGAAAGAAGAAUAGUUAUGAUUUGAUUGUGUCCUCCAUGUGUUUCCAUCACUUGCCAAAUAUUCCAGAAAAACUCAAGCUUUUUGCUUCCUAUUUGAAACCUUCUGGAAAACUUGUCUUUUUGGAUAUGGACAAGGAUUUUCCACUGAUUGAAACAUUCCAUCCAAGAAAUAUGGGUGAUGAAUUGCAAUAUGAAAGCGGAUUCUCUGAGGCAGAGUUGAGAGAGUGGCUCGAUUUGGCUGGCUUUGAAAAUCAUCAAUUUGCUAGAAAUGUCACAAUUGAAAAGAAGGGAUGGGACGAUGUGAUGAGAAGUUACACUCUCAUGACCACUACUUCAUUUAAAAAGUAA
Molecule: messenger RNA, 1033 nt
Organism: Naegleria gruberi
Lineage: Eukaryota; Heterolobosea; Eutetramitea; Acrasida; Naegleriidae
Product: S-adenosylmethionine-dependent methyltransferase
Exons: 1
Coding region: 191-1033 (280 amino acids)
Source: RefSeq, a predicted model, not a curated record